Messenger RNA from Pteronotus mesoamericanus, 1317 nucleotides. Its product is annotated as isocitrate dehydrogenase [NADP] cytoplasmic-like. Lineage: Eukaryota; Metazoa; Chordata; Mammalia; Chiroptera; Mormoopidae. The record is from RefSeq and is a predicted model, not a curated record. Gene Ontology annotation, molecular function: isocitrate dehydrogenase (NADP+) activity. The transcript has a single exon. Gene Ontology annotation, cellular component: peroxisome; mitochondrion; cytosol. Gene Ontology annotation, biological process: NADP+ metabolic process; isocitrate metabolic process.
AUGUCUCAGAAAAUCGGUGGCGGUUCUGUGGUAGAGAUGCAAGGAGAUGAAAUGACACGAAUCAUUUGGGAGUUGAUUAAAGAAAAACUCAUUUUUCCCUAUGUGGAAUUGGACCUUCACAGCUAUGAUUUAGGCAUAGAGAAUUGUGACGCCACCAAUGACCAGGUCACCAAGGAUGCUGCAGAAACGAUAAAGAAGUACAACGUUGGUGUCAAUUGUGCUACCAUCACCCCUGAUGAGAAGAGGGUUGAGGAGUUCAAGCUGAAACAAAUGUGGAAGUCGCCAAAUUGUACCAUCUGAAAUAUUCUGGGUGGUACUGUCUUCAGGGAAGCUAUUAUCUGCAAAAAUAUACCCCGACUUGUGAGCAGCUGGGUAAAACCCAUCAUCGUAGGUCGUCAUGCUUAUGGGGAUCAAUACAGAGCAACUAAUUUUGUUGUUCCUGGGCCUGGGAUAAUAGAGAUGACCUACAUGCCAAGUGAUGGAUCCCCCAAAAAUAUGUACCUGGUACAUAACUUUGAAGAAGGUGGUGGUGUUGCCAUGGGGAUGUACAACGAAGACAAGUCAAUCCAAGAUUUUGCACACAGUUCGUUCCAGAUGGCCCUGUCUAAAAGUUGGCCUUUGUAUCUAAGCACCAAAAACAUUAUUCUGAAGAAAUAUGAUGGGCGUUUUAAAGACAUCUUUCAGGAGAUAUAUGACAAGCAGUACAAAUCCAAGUUUGAAGCCCAGAAGAUCUGGUACGAGCAUAGGCUCAUCGAUGACAUGGUGGCCCAAGCUAUGAAGUCAGAGGGGGGCUUCAUCUGGGCCUGUAAAAACUAGGACGGCGAUGUCCAGUCAGACUCGGUGGCCCAAGGUUACGGCUCUCUUGGCAUGAUGACCAGCGUGCUAAUUUGUCCCGAUGGCAAGACAGUGGAAGCUGAGGCUGCCCAUGGGACUGUAACACAUUACUACUGCAUGUACGAGAAGGGACAGGAGACCUCUACCAAUCCUAUUGCUUCCAUUUUUGCCUGGAUCAGAGGGUUAGCCCACAGAGCGAAGCUUGAUAACAAUAAAGAGCUCAGCUUCUUUGCAAAGGCUUUGGAAGAAGUCUGUAUUGAGACCAUUGAGGCUGGUUUCAUGACCAAGGACUUGGCUGCUUGUAUUAAAGUUUUACCCAAUGUGCAGCGUUCUGACUACUUGAAUACAUUUGAGUUCAUGGACAAACUUGGAGAAAAUUUGAAGAUAAAACUAGCUCAGGCCAAACUUUAAGGUCAUUCCUUGACUUAAAGGGGACAAAUGCUUUUUGGUAACUAGGUCCACUGGUGUACAUUUUUCUGUAUA